CCCCCUUGGCGGCCCUCUCUCUUUCCAUCCCCUCCUCCUCUUUCAUUUUUCCACCAUGGCUUCCCUCACUUGUACAGCCUCUGACCUCGUCCCCCUCCUCUCCUCUUCCUCCUCCACCAAUGCAACCGCCCUCGCCUCCUUCCUUUGCACUCGUUUUUCCACCAUCUCCGACCAGCUCUCAGACGCCACUCACGCCAUUGACAACACUUACCUCCUCUUCUCCGCCUACCUAGUCUUCGCCAUGCAACUCGGCUUUGCCAUGCUCUGCGCUGGCUCAGUCAGAGCUAAGAACACCAUGAACAUCAUGUUGACGAACGUCCUUGACGCAGCUGCUGGUGCACUGUCUUAUUACCUCUUUGGUUUUGCCUUUGCCUUCGGUUCACCUUCUAAUGGUUUCAUAGGACGCCACUUCUUUGGACUUAAAACUUACCCUUCUCCUUCGGGUGAUUAUAGUUUCUUUCUUUAUCAAUGGGCUUUUGCUAUAGCUGCUGCCGGGAUUACCAGCGGGUCCAUAGCUGAAAGAACCCAAUUCGUAGCUUACCUUAUUUACUCUUCCUUUUUAACCGGCUUCGUUUACCCCAUAGUUUCACAUUGGUUUUGGUCGGGUGACGGGUGGGCCAGUGCGACCCGAUCCGAAAACCUUUUGUUCGGUUCGGGUGUGAUUGACUUUGCGGGUUCGGGUGUGGUUCACAUGGUUGGUGGCAUUGCUGGCUUAUGGGGUGCGUUGAUUGAGGGUCCGAGGCUUGGCAGGUUCGAUCGGGCUGGUCGCUCCGUGGCGUUACGCGGGCAUAGUGCCUCGCUAGUAGUUCUGGGGACGUUCCUUUUGUGGUUCGGGUGGUACGGGUUUAACCCGGGUUCCUUUUUGACCAUCGCGAAAGGGUAUGGUGGGGGUGGGGGCUAUUAUGGGCAAUGGAGUGCUAUAGGGAGGACAGCUGUCACGACGACAAUGGCUGGGUGCACAGCUGCCCUUACAACCUUGUUUAGUAAAAGGCUAUUAGUUGGUCAUUGGAAUGUAAUCGAUGUUUGCAAUGGUUUGCUAGGGGGCUUUGCUGCAAUUACCUCAGGGUGUUCAGUAGUAGAACCAUGGGCUGCAAUCAUAUGUGGCUUUGUGGCAGCAUGGGUUCUAAUUGGAUUCAACAUUCUUGCAUCCAAAUUGAAAUAUGACGACCCACUAGAGGCAGCCCAAUUACAUGGGGGGUGCGGCGCGUGGGGUUUACUCUUCACCGGAUUGUUUGCAACGGAGGCAUAUGUUAACGAGGUGUAUCCGGGGCGGCCGGGCCGCCCAUACGGGUUGUUCAUGGGUGGUGGAGGGAAGCUGCUAGGGGCACAACUGAUUCAAAUUUUGGUCAUAGCAGGGUGGGUCACGGCCACAAUGGGGCCACUCUUUUAUGUGCUUCACAAAAUGAAGCUGUUAAGGAUUUCGGAGAAUGAUGAAACUGCUGGGAUGGACUUGACUAGGCAUGGGGGAUUUGCUUAUGCGUAUCAUGAUGAAGAGGAUCUUUCCCUGACGCCAGGGUUCAUGAUGACCAAAAUUGAACCUACUAAUGGAAGUCCAUCAGAGGGUCAAACAUCACCCUCCAAUGUAUGAAUCAAAUUUAGUGGUUUGCCCCUUGUAAUUGUAACCCUUAAUUAAUGUGUGUUAUAUACAAAGUAUAUAAAAUAAUCACUCAACUUUAGACA
Molecule: messenger RNA, 1680 nt
Organism: Theobroma cacao (cacao)
Lineage: Eukaryota; Viridiplantae; Streptophyta; Magnoliopsida; Malvales; Malvaceae
Product: ammonium transporter 1 member 2-like
Biological process (GO): ammonium transmembrane transport; ammonium homeostasis
Cellular component (GO): plasma membrane
Molecular function (GO): ammonium channel activity
Source: RefSeq, a predicted model, not a curated record